This is a messenger RNA of Schizosaccharomyces japonicus yFS275, 1701 nucleotides long. RefSeq names its product kinetochore protein Mis15. Gene Ontology annotation, biological process: CENP-A containing chromatin assembly; chromosome segregation. The transcript has 3 exons. The record is from RefSeq and is a predicted model, not a curated record. The coding region runs from base 441 to 1604 and encodes 387 amino acids. NCBI's taxonomy places the organism in Eukaryota, Fungi, Ascomycota, Schizosaccharomycetes, Schizosaccharomycetales, Schizosaccharomycetaceae.
CGCAAAAUAAACAGUUUUGAAGUGUACGGUUUGAGAACUUGAUUCAGAUGAUGAAUCCGUGCAAUUAAUUAUAAAAAACUGAAGAAGAAUUAAAUAGGUAGCGGUUGGGUGAGUUGUCGUCCGAAUAAGUUGGUCUUCAUCUCAAUAACUGCUGCCACAAUAUCUUAGGAAGUCAUAGUUUUAGCAUUUGAAUUUUUAGCUUUAAUGCUUUUCACCAAACUUUCGUGUCUCUCUUAUUGUUUCGUGUUUUCUGUGGCCUAGUGAUUUUGUUAAACUGGUUUAAAAAGAUCAAUCAAACCGUCUUUGUGUUAAAUCGGGACUGCUCUCCUGGCUGGUAUUUUAAAGGUCGUCUUUGGAUUUAAUAUUCGUUCUUCGCUAGCACGUUUGUCAUACUUUAUCCUCCAUAGUGGGCGACAAGUGUAAGAACCGCUGCUAUAAAAAUGAAACGGGGGAUAUUCCAAAAUCGAAUUGCUGAUGAGACAAUUGUACGCUAUGAUAAACGGCUAGAGCGAUUAAUCAUGCGGCUGCCUCAAACACAAUUAGUUGAAUUAUGCAAACAGUGGGUUCAACUGCAGUUCCACGCCUCAACAUUAAAUCGCGAAAUCGAUGAUGAAGAAGGAGCAGAAGAAUUUUAUUGGCAUGUUCCCAAGUCUGUAAGAAAACACACCAUGCUUCAUCGAAUUCGUCACCGAGACUUUCCCCAUGGUCUACGGCUGGAUCAAAUUGCUCAAUUAGAAAUGGAAUGUUUGUGCCGAGACAUGUUAGCAGUUCGGUGGACAGCCUCUCAAUUGCAGGCUGGUCCAAAUCCGGCUGUUUUAUUCUCAACAAAAGCUUUGUUGCAAACAUUGUAUGAAGAGAUUGACACCGUGUUUUCUUGGCAUGCAAUAGAAAGACGACACCCAACACUUCCUAUGACACUUGUUCGUCUGCAGUUACUUGAUACGCGGAAUCCGCAGGCUCUGUGUCGCCUCGCAAGCAAACGACAAGUCAUUUAUCUUGCUAUUUUGGAAUCAUCCGUCCAUUUAUUACACAGUCUGCUUACAGACGCCAGCGAUGUUGGGCACCGGUUGUUUCAGCAAUGCUUAAUCCGAGCGCUUCAGCGAUUCCACUCAGCAUACAGGAUACAAAAACUGUCUUUAACGGCCAAGUCGCUCGAAACGAUGUAUACUCUUCUCGGAGCCCAUCGACACGCCGGUGCCCUUGGAUCUUGGCGAGUGUAUGCAGACAACACUGUCGAUACGACUCCAUUGGACAAUCAACCGUCUGCGUUGGCGACUGCGAUAGCCUUAAAACGAAAGACGACCGCCGAGGAAAUUGCUGAUGUCCGAUUUGGAAAUACGAACGAUCGUCCGCUAGACCGGUUCCUCGUGGCCCUCGAAAACGACUGUAUUCCUGACAACGAACUCAACGUUGGAGAUAAGAUUCACAACGCUCCACUGGCGUUUCGACCUAAAAUCACUGUUCAGUUUCAAGGGCCGAACGUUUUUCAAGGUCUCAAAGAAUUAUCCUCCCAAGGCGUUCUUGACGUUCAACGGAUGCCGUCUUUCAUGACCGGCGAGGAUGGACGCUCCAUCAUCCGUGUCGUUAACGGAAACGUGCAAUGAAUUGUAAUGGCAUGAAGUACUCCCCUCACACGCACUCGAAGGUAACAAAAAAGAGCCGUUCAAGUCUCUGCAAGCUACACAGGACAACACUAGCUCA